Messenger RNA from Anisakis simplex (herring worm), 1086 nucleotides. The record is from the annotation of a GenBank genome assembly. NCBI's taxonomy places the organism in Eukaryota, Metazoa, Nematoda, Chromadorea, Rhabditida, Anisakidae.
AUGUGUGCACACAAACAGGCGUCUGGAUUUUUGUAUCCACUUGAAAAAGGUUUCGUCUAUGUGCAUAAACCACCGAUGUAUAUUCGUUUCGAAGAGAUCAGCAGUGUGAACUUUGCACGAUCCGAUGUGUCGACGAGAUCGUUCGAUUUUGAGGUGGAAAUGAAAGGUGGAAGUACGUUGGUGUUCAACAGUGUGGAGAAAGAGGAAUAUAAUCGAUUGUUCGAUUUUGUCAACAACAAACAUCUGCGGAUUCGAAACGCGAAACGACUGGAUAAACCGAAUUAUUCGGAGGAUAAAUUCGCGGGCAGUGACGAUGAGAUCGAUCCGUACAAAGAGACGGUGAAACAAGAGGCCAAAGACAAAGAGGCAGCAAACGACAACGAUAUGGACAGCGAUAGUGAGGAUGAGGACUACGACGUGGAAGCGGACGAGAAACGCAAAAAGCAGGACGCAGACUCGUCGGAGGGUUCGGGCUCAGAGCCUGAGGAGGAGUAUGACAGCAAUGCGGGCGAUUCGAGUGAAGUGUCCGAAGAUAGCGAUAUCACCGGCAAGAAGAAAGAGAAGAAACACAAAGAAUCGAAACCAAAAUCUGAGAAAAAAGAACACUCCGAGAAGAAAACGAAACGCGAAAAGAAGAAAAAGGAUCCGAAUGCGCCAAAGAAACCGCAGUCGGCGUAUUUCCUGUGGUUCGGUGAGAACUAUGCCACUUUCCGGAAGGAGGGCCUGUCAGCGCCAGAGGCAGCUCAACGUGCCGGGAAAAUGUGGAAGGAAGAGGUGGAUGCUGAAACGAAACAGAAAUACGAGAAGAAAGCAGCUGAAGAUAAGGAACGAUAUGCGCGUGAGAUGAAACAGUAUGUGGAAAGUGGUGGGGCUGCAUCUGCAUCUGGAAGUUCUGUUCCGGCCAAGAAAUCGAAGACAUCGUCACCAACCAAAUCGCCAGCAAAAGCGAAAUCAAAGGAAUACGUCUCAGAUGACGAUAGUGACUCAUCGGAAAGUGAUAAUAAACCGCUGAAAAAGACUGAAAAGAAGGCAAAGAGUGAAAGCGAGGAGUCUGAAAUGAAUUCGGGUGAUGACGACAGCGAUUAA